CGCAACAUUAAACAGACUGUUUUUUUUUUACACAAGGAUUCCGCCGACUUGCUGCCAUUAGAUGGGCUCAAGAAACUCGGGACGUCUAAAGAAGGGCAACCACACAACAUUCUCCAGAGAAGGUCCUUAUCAUGGAACAGAAUGAACAACCGAAACCUGAGACCACCAAACAAUCAUAUGGUUCAAAGCCACAGCAUGCACAGCGGCACUCAAGAGGCUGAGACUGACCUCAUUCAAGUCAAGUGUCAGUGCUUUGGGCAGGAUAUGAUCCUUACUGUUGACACUGGCUGUAUCCAAAAUAUGAUAUCAUCAGUCAGUGUAGAGUAUCUUGGCUUUAAGGAAAAGAUAAUCAGUAACAAGAAUGAGGAUCAUUUAGGGCCACUUCAGCACAAUCUUCAAAACAAAGGACACAUCAAACUGAGUUUGGUCAUUGGGCAAACAGAAACAGAUCUAUUAUUUACUGUUGUGGAAACCAAAAGAAUGUUUAUAUCGCUGGGUUCAAAGACACUCAAGUUUCUGAAGUGUGUUAUUGACACUGAAAAGCAGAUGCUUGUGUUUGGAAAUUCUGUGCGGGAACAAGUCCAUUUUGUUGGAAAACGUGAAAAUGAAGUCUCCAUAGAAUAAGAAGAAUCAAGAAAUAUCUACAUU
Molecule: messenger RNA, 648 nt
Organism: Tachysurus vachellii
Lineage: Eukaryota; Metazoa; Chordata; Actinopteri; Siluriformes; Bagridae
Product: nuclear receptor-interacting protein 3-like
Source: RefSeq, a predicted model, not a curated record